AUGUUGCUGUUACUUAAUUGCUGCGAAAACCUUGAUAUUCCAGAUGUGAUGCGUCUUGUGAUCGUUCCAAUCUGUAUCGUUUGGGGUUUAUACGCUUAUUUAGUUUACAGUUUUGUGCUGGGUGUCAUGUACUAUCGUAGACGUGCAGAAUCUUGGCUGAAGCGAAGCGAAUUUACUACUGGUGCUGCUCUUAUUCAAGACGACACGAGUCAAGGAGCCACACCUCCGAGAAUCGUGCCUAAGACGACUAGCAAUUCGUCGACUCCACUCAGUUUCAUUCGCCAACUCGAGACAGUUGACGAAGAACGAUCGCAUCCCACCGAAUUGUAA
Molecule: messenger RNA, 330 nt
Organism: Caenorhabditis bovis
Lineage: Eukaryota; Metazoa; Nematoda; Chromadorea; Rhabditida; Rhabditidae
Source: the annotation of a GenBank genome assembly